AUGCCUAGUUGUGAAGACGAAGUGUUAGCUAUUGGAAGAAAACUGGACAAAAUUAUAGACGGUACGAAACCGGGAGACAAUGCUGCUGAUCUUCUUGAGGUUUUGUCAAAGCUUCCAAUCACUAUUGAUGUCUUGACGAAGACUCGCAUUGGAAUGACUAUCAAUGAUUUACGCAAAAAGACCACAGACGAAAAGUUGGCAAAAAAGGCAAAAAGUCUUAUCAAAGAGUGGAAGAAUUUGGUCGACAAACGAGAGGACAAAAAAGAAAAAGCUGCUAAAAAUGAGCCAUCCUCAUCGAACUCCGGGAAAAACAACGGGUCAGUAUCGGAUCAGCCAACUCCGAAAAUCGCCCAACCUUCAACUCAGCCACCCGCUCCUAUUCCAGGCCAUCACUACUCUUCUAACUUCCCUCCUAAACACUUGGAGGCUGACGAGGUUAGGUUAAAGUCUGCGCAGAUGAUUUUGAAUGCUCUCAGAUACGCAGAGCUUCCAGUUGGCACUCUUGAUCCUGAGGAAAUUGCUGUCAAAGUGGAAGAGAAGCUAUUUAGUGUGCAUAAGGGCACAGGGGACAAGUACAAAGCUGCUCUUCGCAGUCGUGUCUUCAACCUGAGAGACAAAAAGAAUCCAGCGCUCAGGGAAAACGUGUUGACUGGAGUUGUGAAACCGGAGAAGUUUGCCGUUAUGACAAGCGAGGAAAUGGCAUCAGAUGAAGUGCGUGAAAUGCGUGACAAAUUCAACAAAGCUGCUAUCUUGGAACACCAAAUGAGCGUACAACAAGGUACUCCUUCGGAUAUGUUCAAAUGUGGGAAGUGCGGUAAGAAGAACUGCACAUAUACUCAACUUCAAACUCGAUCAUCUGAUGAGCCGAUGACCACUUUUGUUUUCUGUCUCGAAUGUGGAAAUCGCUGGAAGUUCUGUUGA
This is a messenger RNA of Haemonchus placei, 921 nucleotides long. The record is from the annotation of a GenBank genome assembly. Lineage: Eukaryota; Metazoa; Nematoda; Chromadorea; Rhabditida; Trichostrongylidae.